Molecule: messenger RNA, 2442 nt
Organism: Oncorhynchus gorbuscha (pink salmon)
Lineage: Eukaryota; Metazoa; Chordata; Actinopteri; Salmoniformes; Salmonidae
Product: rho-related GTP-binding protein RhoG-like
Exons: 2
Coding region: 191-766 (191 amino acids)
Biological process (GO): regulation of cell shape; regulation of actin cytoskeleton organization; actin filament organization
Cellular component (GO): cytoskeleton; cell cortex; cell projection
Molecular function (GO): protein kinase binding; GTP binding; GTPase activity
Source: RefSeq, a predicted model, not a curated record
UCGCGUGUAGCGGUGGCUAGCGUGCACUAACGCCAUCUAAAGUUCACAGCUAGCGGAAACACAAGCGCGUGCUAAGUGGCUAACUAGCUAGCUGGCUCAAGGUUCUAUCGACGUUUUUCCUGGCGGAUAGCUAACUAAAUCCCUGGGCUGUACUGCCUGAACCCUAGUGGCCAGUGUGGAUGAAGGAAGCAUGCAGACCAUAAAGUGUGUGGUGGUGGGCGAUGGUGCCGUGGGUAAGACUUGCCUUCUAAUCUCCUACACAACAAACGCCUUCCCGGAGGAGUACAUCCCCACUGUGUUCGACAACUACAGUGCCCAGAUAAGUGUGGACGGCCGCCCCAUCAGCCUCAACCUGUGGGACACGGCUGGCCAGGAGGAGUACGACCGCCUGCGCACCCUCUCCUACCCCCAGACCAAUGUCUUCAUCAUCUGUUUCUCCAUCGGCAGCCCCUCCUCUCAUGCCAACGUACGACACAAGUGGCACCCAGAGGUAUCCCACCACUGUCCUGGAGUUCCAGUGCUGCUGGUGGGCACCAAGAAGGAUCUGCGUGGAGAUGUGGAGGCGGUGAAGAAGUUGAAGGAGCACGGCCUGGCCCCCACCAACCAACAGCAGGGUAAUGCCUUAGCCAAGCAGAUUGGCGCCGUCAAAUACCUGGAGUGCUCAGCUCUGAUGCAGGACGGUGUGAGGGAGGUGUUUGAAGAGGCCGUGCGAGCUGUGCUCUACCCCGUAACCAAGAAAAAUGGCAAGAAGUGUGUUGUGUUAUAACUAUGUGCCUAGACUGUAGGGGGACUGGGGGAAGAGACUUAACGAUUGGCACUGCCAUUUUGGCUCCCAAUAUGCCUUCCACGUUCUAACCCUCGCCACUUGUUAGCAAUGCCUGGCUUCAAUAGUAAUUGGUUGUUUGUCAAGAGGUCCUCUCCACUAAGAUGUGGUUUUAAUUGAUGCCAACAGCCUUCCUAUGGAUUUUUUUGUAUCUGAAUUCAAAACUACAGUGACGAUGCUGAGGGAUUUCAAUGGUGCCUUCUCAGCAACUUGCUGCCUUGUCCUCACUGGCUGUAUGUUUAAGAAGAUUACAAUUGAUUUGACACCUUUGCUUUUCUCCUUCAUCAGGCCAGUCUUGUAAUGUGUUGAUCUUUUUCUGUGAACUUUGCUCUUGUUUUCAUCUGAUGUGAUUUACAGGAAUGUUGUGUCAAUCAGUAGCCACUGUUAAACAUUAUGUUCAUUCCUCUGUGCCAUUACAGUAAUAGUUGUAGUGUGGAUUGUCAAUAAGAUAGUUUGCCUUUAACGUGGUUCAUAAGCCAGGGUCACAGGAUAUCUGCCGAACUAGCCUUGCUGGUAUGAGACAAGCAUGGGUGUAUGUAUGACACGGUCACCCUGAACACAUGCACACUUUGAUUAGAACAGUCCUAUUGCUCUGUUACACUCUCUUACUCUGUAAAACCAUGAGCUUGCCAUUCUGCUUUGUCAAAACAAAGUCCUGAUUGUGUCAGAGUGAAUACAGAUUUGGGUAGCUGCUAAGUAAACAGAUGCCCUAAAGAUUGUUAUUUUUGUAUUGCUGGUGGGAAAAGUCAGGAAGCAAUCAUUUUAGUAAUUAACACCCCCCCCCCCCCCCCCCCCAAAAAAAGUCUAACUCUGUCAGCUGACCUGCUUAUGGGUAGUCUUUAUCUUUUGUCUGAAGGCAAACAGAAGCUACAAGUAAACUACAUUCUAUGUUCUAUUGUAACUCAUUGAAAUCGGUGCUGAAUAAUGCUACACAUUAGGAUGUCAUAAAAGUUGUUUAGUGUUACUGGCCUCAUUGAGGAAUGCGUGUUGAAGGUACCACAUAUCAGCAGUAAUGCUGCUUAUUCCUGGCUAACUGUUAACUUAUCUAAGUGUAAUGGCAAGUAUGUAUGGCUAAUACUGCAACAGGAGCUGCAAUCCUAACAGUUACUUGUGUUGCAUGAACAUGCUUGUUGGAGAGUGGAAGGCAUAGGCCUACAUUUUUACCCAAACUACUCUAGCAGGAUUUUUUUCAUUGUCUGGUGGUAUUAUUGGUAUGAAUAUUUCUGUCGUUUGCCUCGUCCCUUUGUGAUGUCAUAUGGGAUCUGUAAUGAGUUGAUGUGCAGCUUCUGUAAUUAAGAGCCACAGGGUCAGCUGAUUUUCCCCUCGGACCAAAUUCAAUUUAGUUGUGUGAAGUAUUGCAUUUUAGGUAUAAUUCAUAGAAAUUUGCUGACUGGACAAUACAUGUGGUGGAAACCUGCAGAGUCUAGCACUUGAGAACUGAAGUUGCGCUUCCUCUGUGUGGAAGUCUUUGCCUUCUCAAACAGAUGGAAUUAAUUCUACCCCAACACUGACUGAUAACAGAUUGGUUCUGGUGGAAUGUAAUAGUUUUUUAAAACCAGAAACCUGCUAUGAAAUGUAUAUCUAAUUGCCAAAAUAAAGGAAACACUUGAGUAAAUGAG